This is a messenger RNA of Solea senegalensis (Senegalese sole), 2678 nucleotides long. Its product is annotated as glycine receptor subunit alpha-3-like. The record is from RefSeq and is a predicted model, not a curated record. The coding region runs from base 96 to 1688 and encodes 530 amino acids. The transcript is spliced from 10 exons. NCBI's taxonomy places the organism in Eukaryota, Metazoa, Chordata, Actinopteri, Pleuronectiformes, Soleidae. Gene Ontology annotation, molecular function: chloride channel activity; glycine binding; transmembrane signaling receptor activity. Gene Ontology annotation, biological process: nervous system process; regulation of membrane potential; signal transduction. Gene Ontology annotation, cellular component: plasma membrane; synapse; neuron projection.
UGGAGUCUUCCUCCUGUUGCUACAGUAUGUGUGUGUGGUGUUGACCCCUCGCUGCCACCUGCUAUGUGACCACAGGAGCACGAGGACACACCAGGAUGUUUCCUCUGAUGAGGAUGAAGCAGCAGCAGCAGCAGCAGCAGCAGCAGCAGCCCUUCUCUGUGGUGGGCUUUUCACUCACCUGGACACUGGUGCUGUCACUCAGUGUGGGUCAGUGUAAGGAGGUGGACAACGUGGCGAGGGCACGACAGCCACCCAUGUCUCCGUCCGACUUCCUGGACAAACUGAUGGGAAGGACAUCAGGAUACGAUGCCAGGAUAAGACCCAACUUUAAAGGUCCUCCAGUCAACGUCUCCUGCAACAUUUUCAUCAACAGCUUUGGUUCCAUCGCUGAAACCACGAUGGAUUACCGCGUCAACAUCUUCCUCCGUCAGCAGUGGAACGACCCGAGACUCGCCUACGCCGAGUACCCAGACGACUCUUUGGACCUGGACCCGUCCAUGUUGGACUCCAUAUGGAAACCAGACCUGUUCUUUGCCAACGAGAAGGGAGCUCAUUUUCACGAGGUCACCACAGACAACAAACUGCUGAGGAUUUUCAAGAACGGGAAUGUUUUAUACUCCAUCAGACUCACAUUAACUCUGUCGUGUCCCAUGGAUCUAAAAAACUUCCCCAUGGAUGUUCAGACCUGUAUCAUGCAGCUGGAGAGCUUUGGUUACACUAUGAACGAUCUGAUCUUUGAGUGGCAGGAGAACGGACCGGUCCAAGUGGCCGAAGGUCUCACGCUCCCACAGUUCAUCCUCAAAGAUGAGUCAGACCUGAGAUACUGCACCAAGCACUACAACACAGGUAAGUUCACCUGUAUCGAGGUCCGGUUCCACCUGGAGCGUCAGAUGGGCUACUACCUGAUCCAGAUGUACAUCCCAUCCCUGCUCAUUGUUAUCCUGUCCUGGGUCUCGUUCUGGAUCAACAUGGACGCUGCUCCAGCCAGAGUGGCUCUGGGCAUCACCACUGUCCUCACCAUGACAACGCAGAGCUCCGGCUCCAGGACUUCACUGCCAAAGGUCUCUUAUGUGAAGGCCAUAGAUAUAUGGAUGGCUGUGUGCCUGCUCUUCGUCUUCUCUGCUCUGCUGGAAUACGCCGCCGUCAACUUUGUGUCGAGGCAGCACAAAGAGCUGCUGAGAUUCAGACGACAUCACAGGAACAAGAGCAGCAACAACAAGAACAGUGGAGGUGCAGUUGAUCCCGGUGUUCUGGCUGAUUCACUCCGUCAUGUUCACACUGACAACGGCCUCAAACCUUCGCUGUUGGGAUCAAUGAGCAGCAGCAGCAGCCACAUGGAAGGGGAAGUCCACGAGAGCCGGCUGACCUCCAAAGCGGCCGUGACCUCCACUCCCUGCAACAGCAAGGAUUCCAAGUCCGGCACCAACAACGCCGUUUCUGUACUCAACAGCGGAGGAGCCGCAGCUAAAGCUACCCACAAUGCACCUAGAGCGGCGACGGCAUCAGCAGCAUCAGUGGCAGGUGGAGGCGGUAAAAGCAUAGACGAGAUGAGAAAGUUGUUCAUCGAUCGAGCCAAAAAAAUCGACACGGUGUCGCGCGCUGGUUUCCCUCUCGCUUUUCUCUUCUUCAACAUUUUCUACUGGGUUCUUUAUAAAAUCCUCAGACAUGAAGACGUUCAUAAACUGUAGUUUUAUAACUGUACUGUAUGUGCACACACACACACUCAUUAUGUGCACACACACACUCAUUAUGUGCACACACACUCAUUAUGUGCACACACCCAUUUUCUACUGACAACCAGACCACGAUGUGAGUGAGUGAGUUGAGACCAGGACACUUUAAAGGACACGUUUGUAAAAUAUGAACAACAGCAAACAUCAGCGUUUACACUGUAAAACGGUUUAUUAUAAAUAAGGUAAAAUUAGCUUCAUGGUUUAUGGGAAAUUUGUCAAAAAAAAAAUCUUAAUCCAAUAUUUCAGCGUUUACUUUAAUCUUUAAAUUAGGAUAAACUAAAACUAAGACAAGGGCUUUGUGUUAAAUACAGAAGUAAAAAUUCAGUGUGGGAGUAAAUAUAAAAAUCUAUUAUAUUAUUUAGGUGUAAAUACUUAAAGAAUGACUUUAAGUAAACAAAUUUGCAUCCAUUGAAGAUUAUUUGUCUUAUUUCAAACUGGGCUGUUUUUGUAGUGUAAGGUAUAAACUCGACUUCUAUUAGGUUAACAUUCCUCUUUGGGCGAUGAAGAAUGUUUAAAACUAACCUGUAAAUCUAGUUUCUUACAUUUUGGACAUUUUGUUCUAGUUUUUCCUGUAAUGUGCCUUCAAAAUGAGGAAAAACAGGCCAAAAUUCCCCAUUGGCAGAUCAUUAUAUAACCAGAAAAUUAUUUCUAACACGGCUGUUUUUACAAUGAUUAAGUUUAGAUUCUUAAAUUCAGAUUCAUGGGAAGUCAUUAUUCCUCAUGCAUUGUUUAAAACUAGCCUGUGUAAUCUUGUUCCAGAUACAAGUUUGUUGUUUAUGUCUCUCUUGUGGUUAAAUGAACAGUAAGGCACAUCAUUAUUUCUUGAUCAAGAUGUGAAAUUGUAGUUAUUUACAUGUUCUAGUGGUUAUUGUUAUGUUUGACUGAUAAAAAGGGUAAUUCAUAAAUAACAUUAACAUUUUUAGGUUUGUUUUUUUAAAAGCUUUA